CACAGCCAGCCGGGCCGUUCGCUGGUCUUUUGGUUUGCCGCCUCAGGUGAAUUACACUGUGUGUCUUUGGAUGGUAGUCAUUAAGAGAAUAGUCUCAGUGCACAGCCUGAGAUGCUUCCUCCCUAUGGUGGGUUUCUUUUCCAAACCAGGACUUCUUUCCUGGUGUGCCAGAAAACCACCAUGUUGGUCACAGCUCUUUUUGAGCACAACAUGUGAAGGAAAUUUCACCCAUGUGAUAGCUAAGAAGUAUCAAAAAGGACAGAAAAGUCAAAAGGAACCAAGCCAUCCUGGACCACUACAUGGUUCCUGGCAGGAAAGGCUGGCUGAUGUUGUGACUCCACUCUGGAGGCUGAGCUAUGAAGAACAGCUCAAGGUGAAAUUUGAAGCUCAGAAGAAAAUUUUACAAAGACUAGAGUCUUACAUCCAAAUGAUCAAUGGAGUCAAUGUGACAACAGCUGCACCCAAAUCUGAUGGGCUGUCUUGUGUUCUCCAUCCUAUUAUACCCUCUCCUGUCAUCAGUGGCUACCGAAAUAAGUCCACCUUUUCUGUGAACCGAGGUCCAGAUGGCAAUCCAAAGACUGUAGGAUACUACCUGGGAACAUGGAGAGAUGGGAACAUCGUUUGUGUAUCAUCUAAGGACCUAAAAAACAUCCCUGAGAAACAUAAUCAAGUGGCACAGGUAAAAAGGAACAAGGGCUGGUUGAAGAUGGAUGACCCAGGACAUUGUAGUCUUCUAACUGCAGUGACCCUGACAUUUUAAUAAUAGAGCUGCUUCUAGUGCU
Otolemur garnettii (small-eared galago) is the source of this 782-nucleotide messenger RNA. RefSeq names its product tRNA methyltransferase 2 homolog B (gene TRMT2B). The record is from RefSeq and is a predicted model, not a curated record. The transcript is spliced from 6 exons. Bases 71 to 760 code for a protein of 229 amino acids. Lineage: Eukaryota; Metazoa; Chordata; Mammalia; Primates; Galagidae.